This is a messenger RNA of Colletes gigas, 1222 nucleotides long. Its product is annotated as dnaJ homolog subfamily C member 17. Gene Ontology annotation, biological process: spliceosomal complex disassembly. NCBI's taxonomy places the organism in Eukaryota, Metazoa, Arthropoda, Insecta, Hymenoptera, Colletidae. Bases 251 to 1201 code for a protein of 316 amino acids. Gene Ontology annotation, cellular component: spliceosomal complex. The transcript is spliced from 7 exons. Gene Ontology annotation, molecular function: RNA binding. The record is from RefSeq and is a predicted model, not a curated record.
UAACGUCGAGAAGAGGGCAUAAAAAUUGUAUGCACAACGAUUUGUAACGCGUAUAUAUACUUUUUUAUUUAUAAGUUUUAUUAAUCGUGAAGUUUAAGCUUUUUACAUAAAGUUUCUUUUGAAUGCAAAUUAAAAUAAAACGAAACUGGAAUGCGAUCGAACAAAACAAAGUGUACACAAAAAUAUAACCUCUAAAAAUUUGCAGUCGCUGGUAAUUUUAGAUAGAAUUCUAUAACCUAAGCAAAGAAAAAUGGAUUCUUUGGUGGAUAAAGAUCUAUACGAAUUAAUCGGCGCAGUAACUACAGCUUCGAUCCAAGAGAUCAAAAAAGCAUAUCGAAAAAAAGCUUUAUCUUGCCAUCCAGACAAAAAUCCAAAUAAUCCAAAAGCAGCGGAGUUAUUUCAUGAAUUAUCACGAGCAUUAGAAAUUCUUACGGAUGCGUCUGCUCGGGCAGCCUAUGAUAAAGUAAUUAAUGCCAAACAUCAAGCCGUACAACGAACUAAAGAAUUUGACGCAAAACGUAAAAAAUUAAAAGAGGAUUUAGAAGCAAGGGAAGACGCCUACAAAAGGUCUUUAAAUUCAGAAUCUUCCACCAAAAGGGAUGAAGAUAAAUUACAGGUGGAAAUAGAACGUCUACGAAAAACAGGAUCAAAACAAGUGGAGGAAGAAAUAGCAUUUAUGAAAAAUAAGAUUGCGGAACAAUCAAGAGGAUUUUACAAAGAAUAUGAAAACGAUAGCGAUUCUUAUAAAAUAAAAAUAAAAUGGAAACCUAAUAAAGAUAAUUUUUAUAACGAUGGAUAUAAUUACAAUACAUUGUAUCAAAUUUUUUCAAAGUAUGGGGAUAUAGCAGCCCUUCUUGUAUCAUCCACAAAAAACGGCAGUGCGUUAAUAGAAUAUCAAAACAAAAGUGAUGCUGAACUGGCUCUAAAUACAGAAGUCGGUUUUGCCCAAAAUCCAUUAAAACUUCAAAAACUAUGGGAUAUUUCGAAACAAUCGAGUUUUUCCAAGGAAAAAACAGCUUGCGACAUGAGUUUUAAUGGACGAACAUCAUAUUCAAGUGAUAAUAAUUCGGAAAAGAACAAAGCAAAUGAAAACAAUACUAUGUCGGAUGCAGAUUUCGAGCGUUCUGUAUUGAAUAAUCUAAGAAGGGCCGAGGAAAAGAAAAGGUCUGUGGACAUGUCACAUUUCGGAGACUGCACUUGAUUGACGAUAAUUACAAUGCUU